AUGGCAGAAAAUCCCUCAACAACUUUUCAAAACUCAGAUUUUUCAGCUAUUUUAUUCCAGAAAUUGUUUGAACAAAAGCAAGCAAGUAAAUUUUGUGAUAUUACUUUAUCAGUUAACAAUAAAGUAAUAAAAGCUCACCGCAACGUCCUGGCAUGUAAUUCUCCAUACUUUGAUGCUAUCCUAAAAAACCAUAAAAUUAUUAGAGAACACAUUGCAAUAUCAUGUCCAGAUAAUAACUCUUUUAAUGCUAUACUAAACUUCAUGUACACCGGAGAAAUAACAGUAGAUUAUACUAUUGUUGAAGAACUUUUGAAGCUGGCAAAUCAAUUUUUAUUAACUAAAGUUAUAGAUUACUGUGUUGAGUUUUUGGGAACAAAACUUAAUGUUAUAAAUUGUUUGUUUACUUACUUUCUUACCAAGGAUUUUAAGUUGAAGUCACUUUGUGAUAUUGUUGAAAAUUGGAUAGCAAAUCAUAUUGAAGAUGUUUGUAAAGGAGAAGAAAUACUGGAGCUUAAUCCACAUCAACUUAUGCUUUUCUUUAAAAACAAGAAUUUUAUUUUAAAUACAAACCAAGCUUUGAAUUUACUCUCGCAGUGGGUGCUAAGAGACAUGGAAAAACGUGAAAAAGAUUUCGAUUUGCUUGUCAGAUGUUUCCCUACCAAUGAUCUGGAGCCUGUGGAAGUUUUUCAUCAUUUGGACAUGAGUACUUUAUAUAAUAAGAGUGAAUUAUGUUUGUACAAAAUUCUAGAUUAUCUCAUAACUAAUAAUUGGAUGCUAUCUAAUUUCAAAACUAGAUAUGAUGUAUUACAAGUAAAAUAUGGACAGCUUUUGCAUGAAAAAUGUAUGGUUGAUAUCAAACAGUCAAAAAUAACAGAUAUAGAUAGAACAGAUGCAAAAUUAUCCGAGAAGAAAGAACCAUUACUAGUGAAACCAAAACUAAAACAGAAGCAACAGAUUCUUUUGAAGAAAUUAAUAUUGUUGGGUUUAAAACCGGACAUUAGAAUGUCAGCUUUGAAAAUGUUAAAUUUAAAGAGAAGGUCACUAUCAAUGACAGAUGAAAAAGAAGAUACUGAAGUUAUUCAAGAGUUAGAUGAAAAAAUCGGCAUUAAGUGCCCUAUUUGUUUAACCACAAUAAAUGAUAGCCUAUUACUCGAACAACACCUAGCAUUAAGUCAUGCUAAAAAUGUAACCUACAAAUGUGGUCUGUGUUCUUUUGUAUGUCAAUACCAUGGUGAUUAUUUGAACCACAUGAAAACACAUUUUUCGGGACCACCUUUUAAGUGCGAUUUUU
Molecule: messenger RNA, 1291 nt
Organism: Psylliodes chrysocephalus
Lineage: Eukaryota; Metazoa; Arthropoda; Insecta; Coleoptera; Chrysomelidae
Source: the annotation of a GenBank genome assembly